This is a messenger RNA of Girardinichthys multiradiatus, 2773 nucleotides long. Its product is annotated as mesothelin-like protein. The transcript is spliced from 16 exons. Gene Ontology annotation, cellular component: cell surface. Bases 141 to 2102 code for a protein of 653 amino acids. Gene Ontology annotation, biological process: cell-matrix adhesion. The record is from RefSeq and is a predicted model, not a curated record. Lineage: Eukaryota; Metazoa; Chordata; Actinopteri; Cyprinodontiformes; Goodeidae.
UAUUGAUUUGUCAGAUCAGCACUGCGGCUGACCUGAAAUCCCUCGGUACGCUUAUUACUGGACUUGCUUCAGAGCUCCUCGAUAAAAUCGAAGGUCUUGAUCUGCUCAGCCUCUCCACAAGCGUUGAUUUUAUUACCAACAUGCUGUUAGCCCCCAAGAUCAUCCAGCUGACCCUCAUCAAUAAGAUAAUUUCUGUGACCAAAGAUCCAACAAAGCUGCUCCUGAAUGUCCCUGAUUUCGCUGCCUUUGAGAUUCCACCUUCCCUGCUGGCAUUUCCCGAGGGGCUUGUGGACAUGAAAGUCAUCAAUGCAAAGAGAUGGACGCUAGAUCAGGCUGUCUUAAUUUUUAAGAAUUUGGCUGCAUCAACAUUUGAAAUUGAGCUGCUUUCUUCAUUUGUGCUGCAAGGCUUUACAUGUACAUCGGUGCAGAAAAUGACACCAGACAAGAUAACGCGGUUGAUCCGUGCUGUUAGGCCAGGACUAGCCUUUUCUAAGGUGUUGCUGAAAGAAUCACAGCUGACCUGCAUGUACAACCUGGUCCGCAACUCCCUAACUCAGAACUUUGUAGAUUAUCCUUCAGACAUGCUUCUCUUCUUUAACACCCAAAACAUCCAGAAGGAGAAUUGCAGGUCAUAUUUUUCUGCCCUGGGAGCUGCAGACUUUUCUGUGGCCUCCAGCAUUUUGAGCAAAGGUCCACUGCUGUUCGCUGAAGCCCUAACCUGUCUGGGUGUAACCCGCUCAGGCCUGAGCAAAAAUGUUGUGGAGGUUUUGGGGAACAUGGUCUGUACUCUGGACAGAUCAUACAUAGAGAACUCAGAUCCUCACAUUCUGGAAAAACUUAAAGCCUGCAAAGACCUUUCUGACAGCCAAGUGGUCGCUAUCGAGAAGCUGCUGCUAUCUGAGAACACAGUAUACGGACCCAUCACAUCCUGGAAUGAGCGAACUCUGGAAAACCUCGGGUUGCUUCCUCUACACUUAACCAGAAACAUCUGGGGCCAGUUUCAAACUAAAUCCAAGAGAAUCUUUCUCAAGACCUUCAUGCCCAACUUGAGAAAAUUAAAAACACAGAAGAUUAAGCUCAAGAACCUGUUUAGACAGAUCAUCCCCAUGGCGGCUAAAAGAGCAGCAGGAUGCACUGAAGGCAUCAUCACCCAGGUGAUAAUCAGUGACCCUGCCUUCCCCUUUGGCUACGAUGAAACACAGUUUGACCUCUGCUUGGACAGUCCUGUUCUGAAAGAUAACCUCAAUGCUAUCUGCGAGAAAGUGGACGAUGAGGGAUUCCAGAAGAUCAUUCUGAAGAAGCUCAGCCUGGUAUAUCCAUCAGAGGUUCCUGAGCAGGUCGUCCAGGUGCUUGGUUCAGUGUCUCGUGUUGCAACACUGGAGGACAUCUUUAAGUGGCGCAUCUCCAAAGUUGACACCCUGUCAGCUCUUUUGAGAACUGAAGAUGGAAGCUGGGAGAAAGCAAAGAGCAAAGAAAUCAUUGAAAAAUAUCUGAAGACUUCGGAGAAAACUCUGGGCCCAUUUGAGCUAACAAUUAUUGGCUCCAACCUGUGCUCGUUAGAUACCAGCACACUGAAGAACAUAAGUCCAAUUAGUAUCCAAAACGCCCAACUUCUAAAUGUGGCAUCAUGUUCACUUGAGCAGAAGAAGGUGCUGUACAAUAUCAGUUCUACUGCCUUCCUUAUAUAUCGGGCCAGUUUCGUUGACUAUUACAACUUGAUGAAGUCCUAUCUGGGUGGAGCCCCCCUGCAUGAUGUGGUAAUAUUGUCAGUACAGAACAUCAACAUGGAUGUAGAUGUGUUCAGGAGUCUGCAACUUGAUGUGAUCAAGAAUUUGACGGUGAAAAACGUGCAAGGUCUCAUGGGUGACCAGCUCCGCGAUCUGAAGUUGUUUGAGAAUGACAUGGUGGUUCGGACCUGGGUGAAUCUGCAGCUGCAGUCUGACCUGGACACUCUGGGGAUUGGGUUGAUUAGUAACAGGACCAACCCGACCACUAUACCUCCAAUACAGGCUACAAGCGGUGCGACAGAGUUUCCAAAGCCGUCCGCAUUUCUGGCUGCUCUGCUGACAGCUGUGCUACAAAUACUGCAGCGACGGGCCUAAACUAAUCCCUCAACACCUGCUGGUUUACGUUUUCAGCCAUAGAUCUUUACUGUAGGCCAUCUGUAUUUCUGAUGUGACCAAUUUUAUUUCUAUUUUCCUUGUAGUUAAACUAUAAAUGUAAUUUUGAACUGCUGCUUAAUAACAGAUAUGUUUAAUAGGAUGGGAUCUGGGAUAAUAAAUGCUGCUUUGGGCGAAGGCAAACUAUUUUUUAGACAGAAAUAACACUAGAAAAAUUUCUGUUGUACUGUCUGGUUUAAUUUGAAGUGUAAUGCCAAAUUACAAAUAUAUUACUAUGGAAGUUGAGAGUGGCCAAAACUAUUCGCUAUAAAUGUUUAUGAUAUGUUUGUCUUGUAUUUCUUUCUUUUUCUUGAACAAAUGACAAAACUUUUAAUCUCAUGAUAGCAGAAUCAUUUCUCUUAGUUUUCUAAUAAUUGUAAACAAAUUAUGGUAAAAGGCUUACAUUUUGAGCUCAUAUGAUGAUGGUUAUGUUUUAUAUCAGUGCUUAUUGUCUCAUGUUAGCUUAAAUCCUUAAUUAUCACCCAGUUUUGAACUGGUGAUCCUUGCCUGUGGUUCUACAGAGCUUUGUGUUGCUACACAUACAGAUAGGAAUGCUGCAUUCAAUGACCUUUCAUAAACUGUUUAACUCCUAUUAAACAGGCUCUAAAACUUCA